Messenger RNA from Carcharodon carcharias (great white shark), 2204 nucleotides. It is a transcript of the gene utp4, whose product is annotated as UTP4 small subunit processome component. Gene Ontology annotation, biological process: maturation of SSU-rRNA from tricistronic rRNA transcript (SSU-rRNA, 5.8S rRNA, LSU-rRNA). Gene Ontology annotation, cellular component: small-subunit processome; t-UTP complex; 90S preribosome. The record is from RefSeq and is a predicted model, not a curated record. Gene Ontology annotation, molecular function: protein binding; RNA binding. NCBI's taxonomy places the organism in Eukaryota, Metazoa, Chordata, Chondrichthyes, Lamniformes, Lamnidae. The transcript is spliced from 16 exons. Bases 1 to 2061 code for a protein of 686 amino acids.
AUGGGCGAAUUUCUCAUUCACCGGGUCCGCUUCUUCCAGUUUGUUCCGAGCGGGAUCCGCGCUCUGGCCCAGAAUGGGCGGGGGGAGCGCCUGGCCCUGGCCCGGGAGGACGGCAGCCUGGAAAUCAUCAACUUCACCCAAAACUUCAUCCAGGAAAAGGUCAUUCCCGGGAAUGAGAAACGAUCUAUUGAAGCAAUCAGCUGGGUUGGUGAGAAUCGACUUCUGAGCGUCGGAUUAAAUGGAGAAAUCAUCGAAUAUGACCUGCAGAGACUCUGUCCGAAGUACAGACUAGAUGCUUUUGGAGGCCCACUUUGGUGCAUAAGCUGUAACAGUGAGGAGACUCAUCUGGCGGUCGGAUGUGAAGAUGGCUCAGUCAAAUUGUUUGAGAUUGUUCCAGAAAAGCUUCAGUUUGAGAGAAACCUGGAUCGCCAAAAAGAUCGUGUACUUUCUCUGGCCUGGCACAAGUCGGGCACAAUGAUUGCAACAGGGUCAUUGGACGUUAUCCGAGUUUUUGAUGUAAAGUCUGGUCACUGCACACGCCGUAUUCUUGUGGAUCGCGGUGAUAUUGUUUUCCACAAUCGUGAAUGUGUGGUGUGGAGUCUCUGCUUCCUAAGUGAUUACACCAUUGUGAGUUCAGAUUCAGCGGGGAAAGUGCAGUUCUGGGAUUGGAAGACAGGAACUCUGCUGAAAACACACCCUGUCACCAACUGUGAUGUGCUGACGUUGGCAGUGAACAAGGAUGAGGACAGCAUUGCUGCUGGGACAUCUGAGGGAACUGUUGUCCAAUUCCAGCUGCUUGCAGUAAAGUCAGGAGUUGCUGACACUCAUUGGGUUCGUACAAAGACCUUUAAAUACCACUCCCACGACGUGAGGGCUGUCAUUCACACCAAAUCUGCUGUUGUUUCAGGCGGUUUGGAUGCCCAGCUUGUCAUUCGUCCCAUGAUGGACCUAGUGGAAACCAAGUCGUAUGAAGCUGCUCUCCGCAAAGUCCUCUUCCCACAUCGAAACCUGGUGUGUUGCAGCCGGAAGGUAAAUCUGCUCCUGUUUCAGUUCCCAGAGCAGCUCGAGUUAUGGCGAUUGGGCAGCCCUGGAGCCACAGGAACUCCUGGCGAUGUCCUGCCAAUCAGCAAAAUACCAGAGAAACUGCUUCAAUUAAAGAACAAGGGUUGUGACCACAUACGGUGCUGUGCACUCUCUCCCUGUGGAACCUGGAUUGCAUUCUCAAACAUCCACAGAGUCCGUCUCUAUCGAAUACAGUAUGAGAAUGAUUCUGUCACAGUUAAUGCGGCCUCACGAUUUGUGAAGACUCUGCAGCAGGCUCAUCAGUUGCUGUUUUCCGCCGAUUCCACCAAGCUGUUUGUUGCUUCAGAUCACAACCGUAUCCAGGUGGUGGAUUUAGUGACACUGAAUGCCAAGCGAGCACACAUCCUCACACCCAAAUCCAAUUCCCUUGAGCCUGUCCAUCUGUUGGCAGAGAGUGCAGAUGGCAACUGGCUGGCAGGUGCAAAUUAUGGCUGUGAAAUCAGCAUCUAUAACCUCAAGCAGUUAAAGCAUCACUGCACAGUUCCAGCCUAUAAUCAGCUCCCCACUGCUAUUGCCAUUAAUCCACAAACCAACAACCUGAUCACUGUCCACGCAGAUCACCAGAUUUUUGAAUUCAGCAUCAGUGAGAAAAAAUACACUGAGUGGAGCCGUGCGCUGCAGCAACAGGGACUGCACCCACGCUGGGUUGAACGGGAUACACCUGUUACACAUGUGACCUUUAACCCUAAAGUGUCCACGCAGAUUAUCAUUCAUGAUGCAUACAUGUUCUGCAUCAUUGACCAGUUACUGCCUCUGCCAACUGAACAAUCAAACCUGCAUAAUCAGGCGAUCCUGAGAGGUCUGUCUAACAAAGCUCGCAAGACCCAGGAACAUGCUUUCAAAAUCUGUAAGAAAUUCAAGCCUCUGCUGCAUGCUGAGCUGCUGUUCGAUGGCUGUCUCGUGGUAGUGGAACGUCCUAUAAUGGAGAUUAAUGCACAGCUGCCUGCACCGGUCCGACAGAAGAAAUUUGCCACGUAAAUAGAUCCUGCAGCUGAGUUAGUGCUGGUUCCUAGUGUUAUUUCUUUAUUGUCAAAAUCUUUCAGAUUGCUCACUGUCCUUAUACAUUACAUUGGAGCUACAAACUUGUAAUAUUUUAUAUGAAAUAAAUAUAUAAAACUCCA